Molecule: messenger RNA, 582 nt
Organism: Diaporthe citri
Lineage: Eukaryota; Fungi; Ascomycota; Sordariomycetes; Diaporthales; Diaporthaceae
Exons: 2
Coding region: 1-582 (193 amino acids)
Molecular function (GO): peroxiredoxin activity
Source: RefSeq, a predicted model, not a curated record
AUGCGCCUCCCCUACGUCCCGGACCCCCCGCCGACCUCCUCCCCGGAGGACCAGGCCAUCGUGGACCGCAUCGCGGCGCGGCGCGCGCCCCGGCCCCUGACAUCCCUGGACCUGGCCCUGCUGCACUCGCCCCCCGUCGCCGACGGCUGGAACUCGUUCCUCGGCGCCGUGCGCACCCGCACGCUGCUCCCCGCCGACCUGCGCGAGCUCGCCAUCUGCCGCGUCGCCUCCGUCAACCGCGCCUGGUACGAGUGGAUGCACCACGCGCCGCUCGCCACCGCCGCGGGCGUCGGCGACGAGGCCAUGGCGCUGGUCAAGACGCGCGUGGGGCCCCUGGGCGACGUGAACACGCCCGAGGGCGGGUUUAGUGCGCGGCAGUGGGCUGUGCUGUGCAUUGCUGACGAGAUGACGCGGAAUGUGGAGGUUAGCGAGGGGACGUUUGCUGCGGUGAAGGGGUUGUUUGAGCAGAGGGAGGUGGUUGAGAUCGUGUCCACCGUGGCGUGUUAUAACUGUGUCAGCCGGUUCUUGGUGGCGCUGGACGUUGGGGAGAAGAACGGGACUGGGCCAGAUGCAGCUCACUAG